UUUAUAUAUACUGUAUUUGGGCGCUGAAUAUUGCAUCAAUAGCACGGGUCUGAUGGAUUUGUUGUGUGUUUGCAGCGAGAACAAAAAUGUGUCUCGGUUUCCGCCAGCUGGCUCGGCUACAAUUAUGCAGCGCAUUUUGUGCCUAGUGAAACUUAUUAAUUCUUGAGCGCUCAAAAAAAUCCGGCCUGGAUAGUUACUUUGUGCGUAGGGCAUUAUGUUUAUGAAGAAACAGAAAUUAAUAUAUGGUUACGGAUGGCUUAGCGUUUGUGUCGCUAAUGGCAUAUUAUUGCGCAGUGAAAGGAUGUGGGAACACAAGGUUUAUAACGAAAAGUAACCCGGACAUUGUGUACCAUACUUUUCCCAGAGGCGCAGACAGAUUACGUAGAUGGAUAGUUUCCUGUGGCCAAUCCGAGAAUUGGAAACCGCAGAAGAACCAAGGCAUUUGCUCCCGUCAUUUCGAUAGAAACAGCUACGGUGAACAGUAUAAAAAAAGCCACCAACUUAUUGGCACUAGGAAAUGUAGGAUGUUACUUCCUGAUGCUAUUCUCACGAUGCAACUUUCGAACUUGUUGACUGAAACCACUGCAUCUUUCCCAAAUAAUAUGAACAUUGAAGAUGAAAAAAAUUCGCUGCCUGAACCUUCCCCCUUGAAUAAAAUCGGCGGGCAAACCAUGAUGAAUUGAUGGUGUUCCGGGAGUGGGAGAGAGAGGAAGGAACGGGAAUGAGAAAUAAUGGAGAGAGGAGAGUAGACGGAAAAAGGAAGAAGGACCAAGGUUUCGUGGAAGGAAACGUUAAAGGCCUCGGCCACUUUAGCUGGAGUCUGGAAACGACGAGCAACUAUACGAAGGUGGUGAAGUUAACGCUGUUAAAAAGUUGAUAUUCAAAGUGAGUGUUAUACUCCUGGGCGUGUGACAAUGAAAACAAGGACGUUCCGGUUCACGCCACGCUGUUUCCAAGCGUGCCCCCGGAUUAGGAAACCUCCUGCCGCCCGUGCGCGAAUUAAGUGCUGCAGCGAUAACGUGCACCCGUGGCCGAGUGGUUAGCGUCUCACAUUAUCAUGCCGGGUGUUCGGGUUCGAUUCCCGUUCUGGCCGGGGGAUUUUUCGUCAAAGAAAUUUCCUUCGACUUGCACUGUGGUCAUGCGUAUUCAAGAGCUUGCCCCUCGGAAUACAUUCAAGGCGUGUUAUUUGGCUUAAGAAAUCUCGACCAAGUAUUAUUAAAUGACGCUAGUUAAUGCAUACGUUGAGACGGCAAAAGUUCCACAAGGGAACGUUAACGCCAUUCAAGAAGAAGAAGAAGCGAUAACGAUUUCUGCCAUACAACCGUACAAGCAGUACAAACCAUCCGUACUAUAAACUUAUGAAAAGUAUACUAUAAACAUUAUAAUAAUAUGAUUUUAAUUUUAUUAUUUUUUUACAUAUCCCAUAGUUACCUAAAUAGGAACAUAUUCCAUCAAAUUCCUUUCGAAAAUCAUAUUUGAUUUGAACGAGAAAAGUGUCACCCAUAUCUGGGUGACGGGACGACGAACGUGUUAAUGCGACAUACAUGUCAAGGCAACAGUCAGUGUCGCAUUGGAGGCGAUUUUGACCUGUAAUUGGACAUUUUCGGUGAGAGUGGUACAGUGUCGACGUCUGGUUGCGACUUCCAAUGUGGAGCCAUAAUUUGAGCCCCGAACUCGAUGUUUCCAAAAAUGCCCAAUUAGAGGUAAAAAUGUCCAUUUAAACGUGUAAUGCGGGUCUGUCCAAUUAGCAAAAUGCCGUAUUAAAUGUAAAUUACUGUAUUUCCGAGGCAUUGGAAUAUGUUAAAAAGACGGGUGGGUAAUGUCGGGGACAUAACCGGAGAGGCGUAGGACUAAACCAAGGCCAUUCUAUAGCGGCGGUCAAAUUGGAUUUUUAUUAUAUUGACAUCAGAGAUAAAGGUGUGUUCCAAACUUCAGAUCAGCUAGUCAGAAGGAACGGUGAGAAAUUUCUAUUAAUGCGGGACAACUCUACAGACAUACUAACAGGUCAAGUUGAAUGAAACCGUUCAGAAAAGUAGUUGAUUAUUUUGUUUCUGUUGACGCCAUUUUCUGGUGGCGGCCAUUUUUUUCGAGCAUUACGGACGGAUUUUGGUCGUCAUGGACGGCCUACAGAGCACACAAUCGCUAAUGCAGUGCGUAAAUUCGAACAAACUGGACCCGUAGCGGAUAUUGUGAAACCUUUGCAUCAUCGUAAUGUGCGUUCGGCCGAAAAUAUUGCUGCUGUUGCUGCCAGUGUGGAGGAUGACCCGAAUGUUUCGAUUCCACGGCGUGCUCAGCAAUUGGGCUUGUCAAACACAUUAUUGUGGCGAAUUUUGCAUUUGGACCUGCAUCUACAUCCAUAUAAAGUCCAACUGGUACAAAAAUUAGAGCGUGGUGACCAUGGAAUGCGUCGGGCAUACGUCGAUUGGGUGAACGAACAAUAGCAGCAAAAUGCUGAAUUUUCGCAUCAAAUUUUCUUCAGCGAUGAGGCACAUUUCAAGCUCGGUGGCUAUGUGAACACCCAAAAUUUCCGUAUAUGGGGCUCAGAAAAUCCACACGUGAUUGUUGAGAGGCCAUUGCAUCCGCCAAAAGUCACUGUUUGGUGCGCAUUAUGGUCUGGUGGAGUCAUCGGGCCGUAUUUCUUUGAAAAUGAGGACGGCGAGACGGUAACUGUGAAUGGUGAGCGCUAUGGCCGCAUGUUAACCGAUUUUUUUGCCACAAAUUGAAGAUAUGGAUACGGAUGACAUGUGGUUUCAGCAGGACGGCGCCACUUGCCACACAACACGACCGAACAUGGCCAUAUUGCGAACGAAAUUUGAGGGACGCAUAAUUUCCCGUUUUGAUGAUGCCAAUUGGCCGUCUAGAUCAUGCGAUUUGAACCCGCUAGACUUUUUUUUGUGGGGUUAUGCGAAAGACCGUGUCUAUGCCAACUCUCCGCAAACUCUUGAACAUUUGAAAGACAACAUUCGUGAAGUUAUGACCGAGAUACCACUCCAUAUGUGCCGAAAAGUCAUCGAAAAUUACCUGUUCCGGAUCAAGGUGUGCGAGGAAGCCCUAGGUGGACAUCUGAAUGAUGUUGUAUUUCACACAAAA
Toxorhynchites rutilus septentrionalis is the source of this 3090-nucleotide messenger RNA. RefSeq names its product peroxynitrite isomerase THAP4-like. The transcript has 4 exons. NCBI's taxonomy places the organism in Eukaryota, Metazoa, Arthropoda, Insecta, Diptera, Culicidae. The record is from RefSeq and is a predicted model, not a curated record. Bases 243 to 683 code for a protein of 146 amino acids.